Molecule: messenger RNA, 2654 nt
Organism: Neofelis nebulosa (Clouded leopard)
Lineage: Eukaryota; Metazoa; Chordata; Mammalia; Carnivora; Felidae
Gene: CPNE4
Product: copine 4
Exons: 16
Coding region: 503-2176 (557 amino acids)
Biological process (GO): cellular response to calcium ion
Cellular component (GO): plasma membrane
Molecular function (GO): calcium-dependent phospholipid binding
Source: RefSeq, a predicted model, not a curated record
GGCGCUCGCGCCGAGGUUUCCCAACUAGUAUCUCGCCGGUUGCCGGGAGCAUGGGUUUCGUCAGAAGGUGGAAAUCUCUCUGAGAAGCUGCCAUCUAUCUCCCCGCCACCCUCGCGUCCCCGUCUCUUCCUCCCUCCCUUCCUCCCGUCUCCACUCUGUUCCCUCCCGCUUCCCCCCGUACCUUCCCCUCGACUCUCUGAGUUAACUGGGAGGUCAGCCUCCACCCCCAACAUUCCCACCCAUUCCCCAGCCCCCAUCUCCAAGGAUGGAGUCGGGGUUUCCGGAGAGACCAAACUCCCCUCUCUGCAUCUUUUCCGUCCGCUGUUGCUAAACUGGCCUCAGAGGACGAGGAGGGAGAGCGUCCGACUCCCCUCACACCACCACCAACUACACCACCAACCACCUCCACUCCAAAGCCGGAUUCUGUCUGCGUCCUAGGGGUGGGACACACCUUGUCCCGGACUCGAUUCUCUUCCUACUCUUCGAGGUUGACACCUUCAGAAUGAAGAAGAUGAGCAACAUUUAUGAGUCGGCUGCCAAUACGCUGGGAAUCUUUAACAGCCCCUGCCUGACCAAAGUUGAGCUGCGUGUGGCGUGCAAAGGCAUUUCCGACAGAGAUGCUCUUUCCAAACCAGACCCCUGUGUCAUCCUCAAGAUGCAGUCCCACGGGCAGUGGUUUGAGGUUGACAGAACAGAGGUGAUUCGCACCUGCAUAAACCCGGUGUAUUCAAAACUGUUCACUGUGGACUUUUACUUUGAAGAGGUGCAGCGCCUGCGGUUUGAAGUUCAUGACAUCAGCAGCAACCAUAAUGGGCUGAAGGAGGCCGACUUCCUGGGUGGCAUGGAGUGCACGCUCGGCCAGAUUGUUUCCCAGAGAAAACUGUCUAAAUCCUUGUUGAAGCAUGGGAACACAGCAGGGAAAUCCUCCAUCACGGUGAUUGCUGAAGAAUUAUCUGGCAAUGAUGACUACGUUGAACUUGCAUUCAAUGCACGGAAAUUGGAUGACAAGGAUUUCUUCAGUAAAUCUGACCCAUUUCUGGAAAUUUUUCGUAUGAAUGAUGAUGCAACCCAGCAGCUUGUACACCGAACUGAGGUUGUGAUGAAUAACUUAAGCCCAGCCUGGAAAUCAUUCAAAGUAUCAGUCAAUUCUCUAUGCAGUGGAGAUCCAGACCGCCGGCUGAAGUGCAUAGUAUGGGACUGGGACUCCAAUGGCAAACAUGACUUCAUUGGAGAAUUCACCUCGACAUUCAAAGAGAUGAGAGGAGCAAUGGAAGGGAAACAGGUGCAGUGGGAGUGCAUCAACCCCAAGUACAAAGCCAAGAAGAAGAACUAUAAGAACUCAGGCAUUGUGAUUUUGAAUCAGUGCAAGAUCCACAAGAUGCAUUCUUUCUUGGACUACAUCAUGGGCGGCUGCCAAAUCCAGUUUACAGUAGCUAUAGAUUUCACUGCCUCAAAUGGGGACCCCAGGAACAGCUGUUCCCUGCACUACAUCCACCCUUACCAACCCAACGAGUACCUGAAAGCCUUGGUGGCUGUGGGCGAGAUUUGCCAAGACUAUGACAGUGACAAAAUGUUCCCGGCCUUUGGGUUCGGUGCCAGGAUACCCCCAGAGUACACGGUCUCUCACGACUUCGCAAUCAACUUUAAUGAAGACAACCCAGAAUGUGCAGGAAUUCAAGGAGUUGUGGAAGCCUAUCAGAGCUGCCUUCCCAAGCUCCAACUCUAUGGUCCCACCAACAUCGCCCCCAUCAUUCAGAAGGUCGCCAAGUCAGCAUCAGAAGAGACUAACACCAAGGAGGCAUCGCAAUACUUCAUCCUGCUGAUCCUCACCGAUGGCGUCAUCACAGACAUGGCCGACACCCGGGAGGCCAUCGUCCACGCCUCCCACCUCCCCAUGUCGGUCAUCAUCGUCGGGGUGGGCAACGCUGACUUCAGCGACAUGCAGAUGCUGGAUGGUGAUGAUGGCAUUCUGAGGUCACCCAAGGGAGAGCCUGUCCUUCGAGACAUCGUCCAGUUCGUGCCCUUCAGGAACUUCAAACACGCAUCUCCAGCUGCCCUGGCAAAGAGUGUGUUGGCCGAAGUCCCAAAUCAAGUCGUGGACUAUUACAAUGGCAAAGGGAUUAAGCCAAAAUGUUCAUCAGAAAUGUAUGAGUCUUCCAGAGCACUAGCGCCGUGAACUCUGCACGCUUUUCCAGAGUUCUGAAACACUAUUCCUGAUAACAUUUACUACUUCUACUACUCCUGUACUUAAAAAGACACACACACAUACACAUUUAAAAAAUAGCACGUUUGGGUGAUUUUUAACUAACUGACAAUUUUUUUUGCAUGUGUAGCCCUGAGGCCUGGAUCUGUUAAGCUCUUGUAUUGUCAAAGACUUUUUACAAGGAAACACAAAUAAUUGUAACUUACUCUUUACAUUAUAGCAUGUCGCCUUGAAAUAAAAUGUUGUCUGUAUCCAUUUUUUAUACAGGUUUGUCGAAAUUUUGCUAAAUUUCUUAUUAUCUUUACACUGUGAAGCAUUUUGAAACAUUUACCGAACGUCGAUAGCCAAAACAUAUUUGGUUUUAUCUGCUACGGGAUGAGAGACUUUUCAAAAUGGCAGAUGCAUGGACUGUAUUUUGCAUGUUUAAAAUAAAAACAAACCAACGAACAAA